Vigna radiata var. radiata (mung bean) is the source of this 2139-nucleotide messenger RNA. RefSeq names its product transcription factor MYB105-like. Gene Ontology annotation, molecular function: RNA polymerase II cis-regulatory region sequence-specific DNA binding; DNA-binding transcription factor activity, RNA polymerase II-specific. Gene Ontology annotation, cellular component: nucleus. Bases 519 to 1883 code for a protein of 454 amino acids. NCBI's taxonomy places the organism in Eukaryota, Viridiplantae, Streptophyta, Magnoliopsida, Fabales, Fabaceae. The transcript is spliced from 3 exons. The record is from RefSeq and is a predicted model, not a curated record. Gene Ontology annotation, biological process: regulation of DNA-templated transcription.
AGCUUUUUAACUCAAGUAAAACUAAUUUUUAAUUACUUGCAAGAGAAAUUCAUUUUACUUUCUAUUUCCAUUUUAUAAAUAAGUCUAUUCGGACCAUUUUGUUUUUCUUUGUUCGUCUCUGUAAAAUUACUACAAAUACAAUUUAUCUUUCGAAGUUCACUUUCUGGCGGCCCACGUCCCAAAAAUGUACUAAUGGUAAAACAAAUAAUAAUAAUAAUAAUAAAAAAAAAAACAAAUGAUCUUUUCAAGUUUUGCACAUCUUAGAAAUGCGUGAAAUUUUCACAUUUGGUGAAAAAAAAAACACUUGAGACUUUACACUAGCUAGUGGUGGUAUCCAAGUCUCUUUGCCCCGCUGAAAAAUCUUUUCCGCUUCAACUUCCUCAUGCUACACUGUUUCCAGCAUAGCACAAAAACAUUGUUGGUCGCAUGAGCGCUGAGGAAUGGUAACAGUUGCAAACCCAACAUCCUCAACAACAAGAACAACAAACAUUUGCGUCACGAAACUAUGAAAUGAAGUCAUGGCCAGCAGCAAGUGUUGCAUGAUCUCUUCACAACAAAACCAGAAUGCCCCCACAUGUUACCCUUUUCCAUCUUCUCCUUCAAUGGGAAUGGUCUGUGCAGACAUGAUGGGGUCUCUCUCUCUUGCUACUGUUUCAAAUGCUCUUUCAUCUCAAGAAAGCUUUGCUUAUGGCCAUCAUGGUCAUACUUCUGGGGUGGGAAAUGGAAGGAGCACAAGCUGGAGUUUUCCCUUCAUGAGGGAGUUCCUCUCUUCAAACUUUGAAGACUGUAGUGAAGUUGGGGCUGGGGAGACUAACAGUAAUGAGAAAACAAACAACAAUGGCAAGUUUAGUGAAGAAAGUAACCCUAACGAGAACCUUCUCAGUGGCAAAGAGGUAGAUAGUGGACACUCUAAACUGUGUGCAAGAGGGCAUUGGAGGCCUGCAGAAGAUUCCAAGCUCAAGGAACUCGUGGCUCUUUAUGGCCCUCAGAAUUGGAACCUCAUAGCUGAAAAGCUAGAAGGAAGAUCAGGGAAGAGCUGUAGGCUGAGGUGGUUCAACCAGUUAGAUCCAAGGAUCAAUAGAAGAGCUUUCAGUGAAGAGGAGGAAGAGAGGCUAAUGCAGGCACAUAGAAUUUAUGGCAACAAAUGGGCCAUGAUUGCAAGGCUUUUCCCUGGGAGAACAGAUAAUGCAGUGAAGAAUCACUGGCAUGUUAUAAUGGCCAGGAAGUACAGGGAACAGUCCAGUGCUUACAGGAGGAGGAGAAUGAGCCAAUCUGUUUACAAAAGGGUGGAGCAAAAUCCAACCUUUGUUUGCAGCAGGGACAAUGCUUCAACCACGGAACAAGAACCAUCGCCUUCUUAUUGUCUCAAUCUCCUCCACAAUGGAGUAGGAGUCACAAAUAACCUGGCUAGUUUCCCAUCCUUCCAUGGAGUAGGUUCUGGUGAGGUUGUUGAUUUUGGCUUAAAUGGUUCUCUACAAAACAUUAAUGGUGUGAGAGAAGCAAUGUCAAACACCCUACAAGUUGGCUUGCGUGCUCAAGCUCAACAAGCACCAUUUGAUUUCUUCUCCGGUGGUGGAAGGAAUGACAUGACGGGAGAGUCUAACGGGGAGAUCAGAAGCUGGGAGAGGAGCAAUGAAUCUGUUGAAUCUGGUUUAUACCCUGAUUAUCCCCAACAAUAUUUGAGGGCAAUGCAACAGCUAGAGAACAAGACACGCAAGAAUUUUUACAGUUUCUUGAAUUCCUCAUGGGCAUCAGGAAGCACAGGCAAGGAAGCAUCAUCAUCAGCAUGUGUUGCAGGAAAGAGAGAUAAAGUGGUGAAUAGUGACCCCCCAGAUGGUGUUCCACCCCCAUUUUUUGACUUCCUUGGAGUAGGAGCCACAUGAUCAGAUGAUCCAAAAGCUGCAAACUUCCCCGGAAGUUCCUGAAUAUAGAUGUGGUCCAACAUAACUGAGAAGCCAUUCGAGGCAAAUAGAAAGGAAUAGUUGCUUGAGUUUGGUGCACUGUGUAACCUUGCGUCACUACCUCUGUGGUGAUGGUGAUAUCACCCGUCUCUAUUGUGAUUUCCUUUCUUUCUCACACAUAUGGGGGACCCUUCUGCAAACUAUUUCAAAAUAAUCAUAUCAUAAUUUAAUUCCAUUA